GCCAGAACUAUAAAUAUUUUUUUAAGUCAAGUCACUACAAGGAUCUUUUCAUCUUAAACAUGUACAGUAUUACAUUGCAUUGCAAAAGUAGAGCUCUGUAAUUUUUAUUAUACUAAAAAACUACUUUUUAGUGUUUUUUUUUUUCUUAAAUGUAAAAAGGGGUUGUUUGGUAGUAACAAGUGAAGUAAAGUGAUAAAAUGGCUGCGCUGGUCGCGUGGCAGUGUGACGAGGUGCGUCCGCCGUUUCCCACGACUCUAAACCCUCCUAAAACGGUGAUUGUUUGACUGCCGCGAGACCACACUCAGGGCGAGUGGCACCCCUCACUGCGCUAAUCGCACGGUAACAAAAGAAAAGUAAAACACUUCCUGGUUUUUUUGAUUGCGAUUUUUUUUAUACAAAAAAUUUAAGAAAAAAUGUAUCUUCUUAAAUGGUCGGAUACGGUACUGAAUUGAUGAAUCGAUGAAUGGAAGAAUGAAGAAUGAAGAAAAGGGGAGGAUAAUACCAAAGUCACGCGCCCAGGUAACCAUUCUUCUUUUUCUUGUAUUUUUUUCCCAUAGUAUUAAAAAAAACUUCAUCCUCAUCCUUAUCUUCAUCCGUUUUUAAAAAAUUCUACUUCCUGGUACCCAAAGAGUUGUAACAAAAAAAAACUAGGUUAUACUCUAAUAUAAAUAAUAGUUUAGUGAUUUGUUGCGGAUGUGAAUUAAGUAUAAGUAACCGUCCGGAUGAUAAAAAUUAUCAACCCGGGGUGGAUUAUAAUCACACACGACCAAAGCGUGCAUCAAACGGGGCGCUUUCACCAUUCGGCCAGCGCGUGGGAAACCGUCCGACAAACCAUCAUCUCCGGGGUUCUCUUUGAACCUUAGGGUACAAUACGUCCAUGCACACGGUACACACGUUUCGAGAUGAACGUGCACGCGUCGACAGAGACAACAUUAUGAAUUUUACUUAGGUAUUGUGUUACUAGUGGAAUAAAGAGGGAAUACACGUGGUCGCGUGCACCCUUCGGAGUGGGGGUAGUUAGAGUAGGGAUGAAAACGUGCCUGAACGGCGGUCCGGCAGCGUGCCAUUCGAUCGCCGGUCGCGUGCACGGUAGGUCGACUGCGCUUCCUGCCACCCUGCCACCACCUACGCCAAACCAAACCAAACAACAAGUGUGUUCAUGUUCAAAUAAGUGUUACGCCCACGCGUGUGCGAAUUAAUCAUAAUCAACUCUACAAUUGAUUAAAUUAAAGACUUAAGAUAUACAGGUUUAAUUUUGUGUGGAAGUGUAUAAAGUGAAGAUGGACCACUUAUCACAGAAUACUCCCUUGCAUUGGGGAUAUUCUGGGACAAACGCGUCGUCUACUUGGGCACCGGUUCCAAGAGGUGUGAAGAGGACUUUGUCGGAUCAUGAUGAUGAUGAUCUUUAUUCGGAAGGAUCUUCUAAGGACCAGUGUACGUCUCCUGGUGAAACCGACAGUUGUCAAAUGCAAUCCAGAAAGAAACGUCGCGGUGUAAUCGAAAAGAAACGCCGUGAUAGAAUUAAUACAUCACUACUUGAACUCAAGAGACUUGUGCCCAGUGCCUUCGAGAAGCAGGGAUCCGCCAAAUUGGAAAAAGCAGAAAUUUUGCAACUCACCGUUGAUCAUUUGAAAAUGAUCCAUGCUAAAGGUCUUGACUCCUACGCAUAUGACCAACAUAAAUACGCAAUGGACUACCAUGGCAUGGGUUAUCGUGAAUGCGCAGCUGAAGUCAGCCGAUACCUGGAACGCAUUGAAGGUCUCGACGUGCAAAACCCACUACGAUUGCGUUUAACAUCACAUCUACAAUGUUGUGCAGCUCAACGUGAAUUAUCCAAACAGACUCCCGUGGUUGCCCCGCCUGUACCCCCACAUCCCACAGUCGCUGGGUCUUGGUAUGGUCCCAGUCCCACUCAGGCUUAUCCAAGUCUAAACCCUCUUCCACCUUCACCAGCUAGUAAUCAUUCACAUGGAUUGGUACCACCUCCAUUACCUCCUACGUCUAUGCAUGAUGCUCCUCACUUUACUGAUUUGUCUUCUGCGUGUCCACCACCUACCACCUCGGGAGAUACUAGAGUCACCUCUGCUUCUUCUGUUUUGACUCCGUUGACUAGUACCACAUCAAUGGCGUUAGCUUAUCCCAAUCAUUAUUCCAACUCCUAUGGGCUUGCUAAUCACCACCAACAGCAUUAUAAUCAAAGUGGUGGUGGGGCGCAAGGGAUGAAACCAUAUAGGCCAUGGGGUGCGGAAGUUGCCUACUAGUCUGGGAGUUUGGUAGAAAAAAAGCGGUGUGGAAACUUAGUCAUUGGUUUUACUUAAGAUUAACUUAUGGGGGUUAAGAGAGUGUCCAAUCAGUCAAUAGAAGGACAAUAUUUAUUUUAUAUUUAAGAUAUUGUAUGAUAGGUUAUAUUAUAGCAAGCACAAAGAGAGGAAACACUGAUUGUGAUAUGGAUUAGAAUAAAAUAUUUUUGAUAAACUUUAUGAAC
Molecule: messenger RNA, 2485 nt
Organism: Dalotia coriaria
Lineage: Eukaryota; Metazoa; Arthropoda; Insecta; Coleoptera; Staphylinidae
Gene: Hey
Product: Hairy/E(spl)-related with YRPW motif
Exons: 5
Coding region: 1281-2261 (326 amino acids)
Biological process (GO): regulation of transcription by RNA polymerase II; anterior/posterior pattern specification; regulation of neurogenesis
Cellular component (GO): nucleus
Molecular function (GO): protein dimerization activity; RNA polymerase II cis-regulatory region sequence-specific DNA binding; DNA-binding transcription factor activity, RNA polymerase II-specific
Source: RefSeq, a predicted model, not a curated record